This is a messenger RNA of Penicillium arizonense, 891 nucleotides long. RefSeq lists its product as uncharacterized. The coding region runs from base 1 to 891 and encodes 296 amino acids. The record is from RefSeq and is a predicted model, not a curated record. The transcript has 3 exons. NCBI's taxonomy places the organism in Eukaryota, Fungi, Ascomycota, Eurotiomycetes, Eurotiales, Aspergillaceae.
AUGCCCGGUAUCGCCGACAACUUCACUACGGUCGUCCACCGUGAGCCUUACGCGGCCAUCUCCCCUUCCCGCCCGCAGCUCUCACAGAAAGGCAAGGUCGUUCUCGUAACUGGAAGCUCUGGUGGUAUUGGUUUCGCUAUUGCACGAGCCUUUGGCAAAGCAAGUGCCGCAAAGGUCAUCCUAACCGGUCGUCACCAGGGCCCCCUUGAUACUGCCGUCGCCACCCUAAGCAAAGAGUCACCCCAGACUACCUUCAUCGCCCGUCUGAACGACGCCUCAAAUACUACCAGCGUCGAGGACCUCUGGGAGCAGUUUUAUACCGAGGGAUUAGUCGUUGACGUCCUCGUCCUAAAUGUGGCUCGCGUGCAGCCCGCCGGCACCAUCCUCGAGAUAGGGUACAAGGAGGUAGUGGCCGACCUUGCUACAAACGCCAAUUCAAUCGCAGCGUUUGUCCAUCUCUUCUAUCACCAGAGCAAGAGAGAUACAAGCAAGAAGCUGUCUUUGGUGAACAUAUCGACUAAAGCCAUUCACGACUUCGAGGUUGCAGCUACAUUCCCAAAUUACUCAGCAUCCAAGAGUGCAGGAACAAUCUUGGUCCAGCAGAUCGCCAAAUCUGUAUCGCCAGACGACCUACAAAUCAUAAGUUUCUACCCAGGAUCGAUCUUUACAGGGGCGGCGCAGAAGGCCGGGUACACGCGCACCACACUCAACUGGGAUAACGAGGACCUUCCUGGUCACUAUGCCGUCUGGGCCGCAUCGGACGAGGCGCAAUUUCUGCAUGGACGCUUCACUUGGGCGGCAUGGGAUGUCGAUGAGAUAUCUUCGGGCAAGAUUAGAGAGCGUAUUGAUGGGGAUGUCAACUAUCUCAAGGUGGGUGUCACCGGUCUCUAA